CUCGACACGGAAAGGCGCCGAUGGACAAGUCACACCUCGGUGACCUCUGGCUCAUUGCUGCCGCGCGCCACCCGAUCCUGUGGCUCGCGGUGCUCAAGCACAUCCUGUCGAUCGUCUUCCUCGUCGCCUGCACGGCCAUCAUGCUCAAAGCCACGCCCAGCGAAGAGAUCCUCGCCGGUAUAUACAUGGCCAAGUCGGCGAGCCCGCUCGUCUUUGGCACAUUUGCACUUCUUAAUGCACUCGCGCUCGCCGCGAUGCUCCAGCCUCGCAAGUCGGCCAAAGUCGCGGGGCCAACGAUCGCCCACCUGCGCCGGUCGCGUACCCGCCGCUUCUUUUCCCACGACGUGACGCUCAUGGCCUUUCAAACGAUCGAGACAACGAUCCAAGUGCUCCAGGCGUACCGUCUCAGCCUCUACUGCGUCGACAUUUCCAUUGCGACAGCGUAUGCGCUCGUCAUAAGCGUCGCCUGCCUCGGGAUCCCGUGGCUCUUUUUCUCGACCCACAGCUUUGUGAAAACGACGUUGGUCCUCUUCUUCAACAGCUUUGUGAGCUUUGUCUUGACAAUCGGGUUCGCACUGACUCGGUUCCUGCCGCCGCUGCUCACUGCGCACUUCCACGACAAACGCACCGAGUACUCGCUUCUCUGGAUGACGCGGUAUUUGUCACUGACGCGCUUUAUGUUUCCCAUCUCGGCCAUGGAGCUCGUCGCCAAGUCGAUUCUAUUGGCGUCAAGCCUCGUCAACUUGCGCCGACUUGUCGCUCACGUCCGUCGUACAACGGCAUUGCGCAGGGGCUCCGUCAUGUCGUUAUCUGGUCUCUCGAUGCGCAAAACCUCGUUCGUCGCCCUCGUUCAAGUCAAGCGGACGCUCCGCUUUCGCCGGCAACGCGCGCAGCAAGUGUUUUUUGUCGCGCAGCAGCUCGUGGGCGCAGCGAUUUUGAGCAAUGUCCUGUACAUUCACGCUGUGCGGCCUCGCUGCCCGCACGGCUGCGCCCUCGAGACAGCGCCAUGGUUUCAAGCCCAGUGCACCUGCCGGUACCUCGUGAUCAACUGCAAGGACGGCCAUAACCACGAAGCCUCGUCCCUCCUCUCGACACGCACGUGGGGCGCCGACCUCUUUAUGCUGCACUUUGUCCAGUGCCCACUGCCAAACGGUAUUGACGUGGGUACGUUGGCGCCGUUUCCGUCACUUUUUGGCCUUGUGCUUGAGAGCUCCCACCUCACAAAUUGGUUGUUUAACGGGUCGUUCUGGCCAGCAUCGCUCUUGCUGCUCGAGUCGCGCUACUCGAAUCUGUCGCUCGUUCCAGAGGUAUUUUAUACUCUGCCGCCGCGACUGCAAGUGUUGACGCUGCGCGGGAAUCACGUGCGCCACCUCCCCGAGACUCUAGUAUCCCAUUGGCAGUCAGUGUCGAUGUUGCUCUUGUCCGAGACGUACCUCUCGAGUGUGCCAGAGUCCUUUUUGCAGCUAGACCGCUUGGAGCGACUCGACUUGGGCUCGAAUCGAUUUACGACUAUCCCAACAGCAUGGGCGACCGCACUGCCGGCGUUAACCCGCCUCGAGAUGGCCAACAACAACAUUACCGAGUUCCCGACCAACCUGCUGCAGUCCAAGCCCGAGAUGCUUGUCGAUCUGAGCAACACGCACAUCGACAGCGUACCACCGAGUUUGCAAGCCGACGUAGCGUCGCGCCGAGUGCUUCUCGAUGGUACACCGUACUGCGCGUCGACAAGCGCUGCAGGUUGCGCCAGCGUCUGCGCUACCACAUGCUCCACUUUGCAGUGGGGCGACAAUGUGUGUCAUGUUGGCUGCAACGAACCAAGCGCGUGCGGUGGCGACGGUGGCGACUGUAGUGCUCUUGUAUCGACCUAGUCGUUUCUAUACAGUCGGUAUUCCUCCUUGAUGACUUGAG
Saprolegnia diclina VS20 is the source of this 1908-nucleotide messenger RNA. RefSeq lists its product as hypothetical. NCBI's taxonomy places the organism in Eukaryota, Oomycota, Saprolegniomycetes, Saprolegniales, Saprolegniaceae. The transcript has a single exon. The record is from RefSeq and is a predicted model, not a curated record. Gene Ontology annotation, molecular function: protein binding. The coding region runs from base 21 to 1868 and encodes 615 amino acids.